Molecule: messenger RNA, 819 nt
Organism: Cylicostephanus goldi
Lineage: Eukaryota; Metazoa; Nematoda; Chromadorea; Rhabditida; Strongylidae
Source: the annotation of a GenBank genome assembly
UUGUGCUACAAUGGCUAUUAUAACGCAUUACUACCAAGCACGAUUCUGACACCUUGGUAUGGCCCAGGUGGUGCGGGAAUUCCUGAAAUUGGUAUUGAUGCUAUCACCCUAUCUAAUAACAAAAUUAGUUCCAUGAUGAAUCGACCGCAUAGCACACCACCGAAACAACAAACCACGAAUUUGAUCGAUCUGGAGGAUGAGCUCAUCGUACCUGCUUCUUCUGGUCAACCACUGCUCACUCUUGCCCCAUUGACACCUACGCCAGUCGGUGCAGCCGCCUCCAUGUCUUCGCUGGAACCUGAACUGCCUCCUAUAGACUGGGGUACAAGCAGUAAAACGCAACCACCAACUGCACGAGCCCCAUCAUUGCCGAAUCUUGCCACUGAGACAUCGCCUGCAUUCCCGGUCAAAUUCGAAGAGAAUGAUGCAUUUAACACUGGACCUACGCAACUUCCACCAGCGCCAUCACGGUUCUAUCAGAAUACUCCUGCUGCGCCAUCUACCAGCAAUGAGCAGGAUGUAUUCACGGUGAUGUGGGAGCAGAUCAAGAAUGUUCCUCUGAGCAAUAUCACCCAAAGGAGUGAAUCACCUCAGCCACUUAUUCCUACUCGACCAACGCAGGAAAUAAGUGUGACUCCAAAACCGUCGACGUCAUUUCCAAUGCCAGCAUUUAGUCAGGAACAAGCGUAUGCAGGUAAUUUGAGAACUGCUAGAAAAUAUGUUCUUCGUUUUGUCCCAUUCAAUCUUACUUCUGUGCAGCCCCACAGAGAAAUGUACCAACACAACCGUCGUUUUCCACUGGGCCGCCUGUCACCAUAG